Messenger RNA from Tarenaya hassleriana, 2929 nucleotides. RefSeq names its product pentatricopeptide repeat-containing protein At2g17140. The coding region runs from base 9 to 2639 and encodes 876 amino acids. Gene Ontology annotation, molecular function: protein binding. NCBI's taxonomy places the organism in Eukaryota, Viridiplantae, Streptophyta, Magnoliopsida, Brassicales, Cleomaceae. The transcript is spliced from 3 exons. The record is from RefSeq and is a predicted model, not a curated record.
ACGUUUUCAUGGAGCGAAGUGGUGCACUUGCAAAAGCUCUGUGGAAGAACACGAACAAUCCGAGGUUGGCAUGGAGAAUCUUUAAGAGGGUCUCCUCUUCCCCUUCCGACCAAAGCCAAGUCGUCGCCUUUGCUACGGUACCGACGAUCGCUCGUAUCCUUGUUCGCGCCAAAAUGCGCGAAGAAAUCGACGAUCUUCACCUGCUUAUGCUCUCCUCGCAAACCCAAAAAGCAGAUUUUUCUUCUAUUAUCGCCGUCGUCUCGAUCUUUGCCAAAUCGGGUCUCGUCGACAAGGCGUUUUCGCAGUUCCAGUUCGUCCGCUCGCGGUUUCCCCAAAACCAGCCCGGAAUCUAUAUGUAUAAUGUUUUGUUGGAAGGCUGCAUAAGGGAGAGACGUGUGGACUUCGUUUUGUGGUUGUAUAAGGAUAUGAUCGUCUGUAAGAUUCCCCCGCAGAUCUAUACGUUCAAUCUAUUGAUCCGUGCUCUAUGUGAUUGCGGUUGUGUGAAAGCUGCUCGAGAGUUGUUCGACGGAAUGCCUGAGAAGGGUUGUAAACCAAAUGAAUUUACUUUUGGGAUCUUGGUUCGGGGGUAUUGUCGGGCCGAUAUGUCUGACAAAGGGCUAGAGUUGUUGAAUUUGAUGACGAGUUUCGGGGUUUCGCCCAAUAAGGUCGUGUACAAUACUGUCAUUUCGAGUUUCUGUAGGGAAGGUAGGAAUGAUGAUGCCGAGAAAUUAGUGGAGAAGAUGCGAGAGGAGGGUUUGCUUCCCGAUAUCGUGACUUUCAACUCUAGGAUAUCAGCGCUAUGCAAAGAAGGAAAAGUUUUGGAAGCAUCUCGAAUUUUCAGGGACAUGGAGGUUGAUGAAUAUCUGGGGCUUCCUCGGCCAAAUGGAAUAACAUAUAACUUAAUGCUGGAAGGGUUCUGCAAGGUAGGGAUGCUGGAGGAAGCCAAGACCCUCUUCGAGUCAAUGCAAGAGAGUAGCUCUCUCAUUAGUCUGGAGAGUUACAAUAUUUGGUUGCACGGUUUGGUCAGAUAUGGGAAGUUUAUCGAAGCUGAGGCAGUUCUUAAACUGAUGAUUGAUAAGAGAAUAGAGCCUAGUGCUUGUUCAUACAAUAUCUUGAUAGACGGGUUAUGCAAAUUUGGUAUGUUGUCCGAUGCAAAAGCCAUAGUGGAUUUGAUGAAAAGUAAUGGUGUUUCUCCGGAUGUUAUAACUUAUGGCAGUCUUCUACAUGGAUACUGUAGUUCAGGGAAAGUCUACACUGCUAAGAAUAUAUUGCAUGAGAUGAUGAGAAACAAUUUCUUGCCAAAUGCUUAUACUUGUAAUAUUUUGCUCCAUAGCCUAUGGAAAAAGGGGAGAAUGUCUGAGGCAGAAGAGUUGCUGCAAAAGAUGAAUGAAAAAGGUUAUGACCUAGAUACUGUCACCUGCAAUAUUAUAAUUGAUGGACUAUGUGACAGUGGGAAGUUGGAUAAAGCGAUCGAGAUAGUGAGGGGAAUGCGAGUUCAUGGAAGUGCUGCUCUUGGUAACUUAGGGAAUUCAUUCAUUGGUCUGGUGGAUGAUGGCAAGAGCGAGAACAAUUGCUUGCCUGAUCUGAUCACAUAUUCAACUUUAAUUAAUGGUUUAUGCAAAGCCGGAAGAUUUGGUGAAGCAAAGAAGUUGUUCGUUGAGAUGAUGGGAGAAAAACUGCGGCCUGAUUCUGCUGUAUACAACAUUUUUAUCCAUCAUUUCUGCAAACAAGGAAAAAUAUCAUCUGCAUUUCGUGUCCUCAAAGACAUGGAGAAGAAAGGUUGCAGUAAAAGCCUACAGACUUACAACUCGUUGAUCCUGGGUUUAGGCAAAGAAAACCAGAUAUUUGAAAUUCAUGGACUAAUGGAUGAGAUGAGGGAAAAUAACAUUUUACCAAAUGUCUACACCUACAAUACUGCAAUCAAAUAUCUCUGUGAGGGAGGAAAAGCUGAAGAUGCAACUUAUCUAUUAGGUGAAAUGUUGCAAAAGGACGUAAUCCCUAAUGUCUUUUCCUUCAAACAUUUAAUCAGAGCAUUCUGUAAGGUGCCUAACUUUAGCAAUGCUCAGGAAGUCUUUGAGACUGCUGUCAGUGUCUGUGGACACAAGGAAAGCCUUUACAGUCUGAUGUUCAAUGAGUUGCUCUCAGGAGGGCAACUCUUAGAGGCUAAGGAGCUGCUUGAAGCGGUAUUAGAGAGUCGUUUUGACUUGGGGUGCUUUCUCUAUAAAGAUCUUAUUGCGAGCCUAUGUAAGAAGGAAGAGAUAGAGGUAGCUAGUGGAAUUUUGCAUAAGUUGAUAGACACAGGAUAUGCUUUUGACCCUGCAGCAUUCAUGCCUGUGAUAGAUGGCUUAGGUAAGAGGGGUAAGAAGCAAGAGGCAAAUGAACUUGCUGAGAAGAUGAUGGAAAUGGCUUCAGUUGGUGAAGUAGCAAACAGAUUUGAUGGAAAUGCGAGGAACUUAUCCCAGGAAAGCCAUGGUAAAUAUGGUGAAAAGGACUGGCAAAACAUUCUGCUCAGAAAUGAUGGCAGUGGAAUUGCUCUGAAAACUCUUAAACGGAUACAGAAAGGAUGGGGUCAGGGGAAUAUAUCAAGCUUGCAGCCUCAGAAAAUUGACUACUUAGACUUCUGGGAAAAUGAUGCUUGAGCUGACUCUCAAGUAUUUUUUGCCCUUUUGAUGAGAAAGAACAGAUGGUGCUGGAGCUCCUUUUUCUGGUACCUUGCAUCUGGGACGCAAAUAAGUCCUCCAAGUCUCCGAUUUGUUGUACAAGAGAAUAAGAUAGAAGGAAUGCAGAGAAACAGAGGAGAUUCCAGGUUGACAGUAAACAAGGAAGGCAAAUUGUCUGCUUCGCAGCCUUGCCAGAUUGUUUGUCAGGAAGGAGCAGUACUACCAAAAGAACUUCCCAGCUUGACUUGAGACGCUUGGUGAAUGCUGAU